AUGCCCGCCCGUUCUCGCGCGCAGCUCGAAGUGCCUCGGGCGCCGGCUCCGAGGGAGGAGGAGCCGCCGGCCGACUUCAUCUGCCCGAUCACGACCGAGCUCAUGAGCGACCCGGUGAUGGCGGCGGACGGGCAUUCGUACGAGCGGUCGGCGAUCGAGCGCUGGCUCGCGACCAAGUCGACGAGCCCGAUGACGGGCGAGGCGCUCGUGCACAGCUUCCUCGCCCCCAACCACACGCUGCGCCGGAUGAUCCGGGAGUGGGAAGAGGCGAACGCACGCUGA
Emiliania huxleyi CCMP1516 is the source of this 282-nucleotide messenger RNA. RefSeq lists its product as hypothetical. Gene Ontology annotation, molecular function: ubiquitin-protein transferase activity. The transcript is spliced from 2 exons. Bases 1 to 282 code for a protein of 93 amino acids. Gene Ontology annotation, biological process: protein ubiquitination. NCBI's taxonomy places the organism in Eukaryota, Haptophyta, Isochrysidales, Noelaerhabdaceae. The record is from RefSeq and is a predicted model, not a curated record.